Messenger RNA from Wallemia ichthyophaga EXF-994, 150 nucleotides. RefSeq lists its product as uncharacterized. NCBI's taxonomy places the organism in Eukaryota, Fungi, Basidiomycota, Wallemiomycetes, Wallemiales, Wallemiaceae. The record is from RefSeq and is a predicted model, not a curated record. Bases 1 to 150 code for a protein of 49 amino acids. The transcript is spliced from 2 exons.
AUGACUACUGAGGAGUGGUACCAGCAGAUACGGGUAUUGAGGCAGUUAGGGAGGGAAGAACAGAAAAGUACGCCUUCAAAUUACAACGCUGAACUUAUAGUUAAGCGCGUCAAUAUCACGUCUUCCUUUCGUGGACAUACCGUCGUUUGA